UGUGCGUGUGCGUGUGUGUGGAGUGGCACGCGUGUUUAUCGCCACGUCAUUUGCGACAGACGAGUCGCUGAGAUUUAUCGCAGGUCACUUGGUGAGCUAGCCUAGCGUGCUAAUGUUAGCUCGGUGGCUAACUCUGGUUAGCUCCCGUGUGGCAGCAGCAGUGUAGUAGUUGACGUGGAUCGAAACUCAUCAUCGUCUUAACAUAAACGAAACAACUUAGUGGAAGCCAACCCGGGAGGUGUUGGUGACUGUUUCAUAGGAGUUGCCUUGUGUUUUUCACCGCUUGUCAUGCUGCGCUAGCCAACCUGAUAGUGCUAACACGACACUUUUUUUUUUUUUUAAAUUAACCCUUCGCGACAGCGACUCAUGUCAGCGUGGUUGGGAUCUGGACAACACGACCUGAACUUGACUUGUCCACGCAAUCCUGGAACUUUUUCCAAAGGUGUCACUGGAUUUAAAGAUCUUCAAGGAAGAAUGGCCGAGACCCAGACACUUAACUUUGGACCUGAAUGGCUCCGUGCCCUAUCUGGAGGUGGAGGAAGCGGAGGCAGCGGAGGCGGAGGAAGCAGCAGCAUCACUGUUGCCUCGCCGCCUCUUUCACCGGCAUUGCCAAAGUACAAACUAGCAGAUUAUCGCUACGGGAGAGAAGAAAUGUUAGCACUUUAUGUUGAAGACCACAAGAUCCCUGUAGACCUACAUGAUAAGGAGUUCCUGCCCAUUUUGCAAGAGGAGCCCUUGCCGCCCCUGGCACUUGUGUCUUUUACAGAGGAAGAACAGAGAAAUUUUGUCAUGUCUGUAAACAGUGGUGCUGUACUUUGGCGGGGAGGCGGCGGUCCAGUCAUCGGGGCACCUCGGGGUCGAAGUAUCUCGAGGGGUAGAGGCCGAGGAAGAGGAGACGGAGGGUUUUACCAAAGAAGUUUUGAUGAUGUGGAAGGUUUUGGCCGCGGGGGCAGGGAGAUGCAUCGCUCCCAGAGCUGGGAGGAAAGGGGAGAUAAGAGGUUUGAAAAGCCAGGUCGAAAAGACCUAGAAGGUGCUCCAGGACAUUUUCAGAUUAAUCAUAUUCGAAACAACUACGAGGACGCUGGUUCUGGCCUGCCGAGAAAGCACGACUUCAUCCGCUCGGAGAGUGGGAACUGGCGUACCUCUCGUGACGAUCAGAACGAUGGGCUUCGGACUACGGUGUGGCGUGAACAUCCAGAACAGCGGCGCCGUGUCCCGUUUGACGCACGAGACGACGAGCGCAGCUACAGGAGGCCGCGGUCAGGCAGCGGCAGCCUGGAAGAAGACAGAGACGCUCUGCCUGAGUGGUGUCUUGAAGACACUGAUGGGGAGGCAGGCACCUUUGAUUCAUCAGGGGCCUUUCUCUCACUCAAGAAAGCCUCCAAAGAGCCCAUCUUGGAGGAGGCAGAGUUGGAUUUUAAACCCUUGGAGGAGUGUGAGGAGACGCUAGAGGACGAUGGCAGUCAGCCUAAGAAGACCAAAGAGACAGAAACGGAGGCCAAGAAAAUUGUUGAACGAAAAGUUUUAACACGGUUGAGCAAAGUAUUAGAUGAGGUGCCACCUGUUCCUUCACCUGCCGCUCCACCAAUCGCAGAGGCCCAGCCUCGUUCCAAAUCUGUGUCGCCAAGCCAUCCCAACAAAACAGAAGAGUCUAAGAGGCCAGCCCAAGGACAACCACCGCUUGAGCAACCACCAGAACUGUGCAAAGUUCCCCUGCAUGUCCCCAUGUCCAACAGCAUGCUAGAGUCGCUACCCAUGACCCGUAUUUCUACGACCCUUACAGAAGUGCGCACGCCAUUGUCUGCCAUGCAGCAGCCUCAGCAGAAGCCCUUGAAGGUUCCUGUGGCCAUGAGCAACCAUCUGUCCUUUUCUUCAAGUAUGAUGGCACCAAUAGCCAGGCCCACUGCUGUGUUACAUGACACAGAUGAAGAUGAGGGGUUGAAGCAUCUUGAGCAUGAAGCAGAGAAGAUGGUGGCAUACUUGCAGGAUAGUGUGGUGGACGAUGACAGACUUGCAACAAAGACCUCAGAGAAGACCAAACCCGUGGGCCUUCCACUUACCCAUGAAGCUGCUCUCAAGUGGUUUUACAAAGACCCUCAAGGGGAGAUACAAGGUCCUUUUGGUAACCAGGAGAUGGCAGAGUGGUUCCAGGCAGGUUACUUCACCAUGUCUCUCUUAGUUAAAAGAGGAUGUGAUGACUUAUUUCAGCCAUUGGGGGAGAUGAUGAAGAUUUGGGGAAGAGUCCCUUUCACUCCAGGGCCUGCACCUCCACCUCUGCAGGUAUAUGGUGACGGUGAUCAAGAAAGAUUGAAGAGGCAGCAGGAGCUUACCACGCUCAACCUUUACCAAUUACAACAGCUCCAAUAUCAAUACCUCUUAAGGCAGCAGUAUGCUCAGGCCCUGGCCCAGCAAAAGGCUGCAGUCCUCAGCUCAGCUCCUCAGCAGCAGCAGCAACAACACCAACAGCAGCUUAACCUUCUUCAACAGCAAUACCAGGCUCUUAAGAUAAGAACAUCUGAGAGCCUUCUACCUCCUGUUACACGUUGCCUGUCUGUACCCGACACAGGUUCUGUUUGGGAAAUGCAGAAUCCAUCCUCCCAGGCUCCCUGUGCGCCAAGCCUCCCACCAGCAGCUUCCAGCACAUGGGAUGGCAGCAGUGUGUGGGACUUGCCCAUAGACUCCAUGGCGAAGGCGCCAACCAUCGAGCAGAUGCAGCAAUUGGAGAAGUCGAAAGCUACAAAGUUGGAACUAGAGAGACUUGAAGCUGAAAUGAGAGCCAAAAGGGAAGAAGAAGAGCGGAAGCGCCAGGACGAGGCUUUGCGGGCUCGUCAGGAAGAAGAGCGCAAGCGCCUAGAAGAGGAGCAGUUGGCGCGACAAAAACAGGAAGAAGCGCUCAGACGACAGAGAGAACAGGAAGAGGCACAUCAGAGGCAAAAAGAGGAGGAGGAAAGACUGGCACAGGCGGAAAACCUGCGAAGACUUGAGGAGAGGAGACGGGAAGAGGAAGAGAGGAAGAAACGUGAGGAGUUCAUUCGUAAGCAGGAGGAAAAGCGCAGGAAACAGGAGGAGCUUGAAGCACUAAGGAGACAGGAAGAGGAGAAACGGGCAGAGGCAGCUGCUGCAGCUGCUGCUGCUACUGCUGCUGCUGCAGCUGCCCUGGCUCAACAGGAGCUAGAGGAGCAGAAGAGGAGGGAAAAGGAGGCAGAGAGACAGCAGGAGCAGCAGAGACAACGGCAGCAGCAGCAGGAGGCGCUCAGGCGGCUUCAACAGCAGCAGCAGCUAGCACAAAUGAAGCUUCCAUUGUCCUCAAAGUGGGGUCAGCAGUCAGCCAACAAUAUCAAUCAGGCUCAGAAUGCGCUGUCACUGGCCGAGAUCCAGAAACUAGAGGAGGAACGAGAAAGACAGGCUCAAGUUGACCAGCAGCGCCAGCAACAGGAACUCCUGAAGGUACAGCAGCAACAGGCCCUGCAACAGGCCCAGCAGCCCCAAGCUAAGCUGUCAGGGUGGGGCCAUGUGGCGAAUCAGACCCCUGUCACAAAAUCCCUGCUAGAGAUCCAGAGGGAGGAAGCACAACAGAUGAACCAGAAGGAGCAGCCGCCGCCGCCGCAGCAGCAGCAGCAGCAGCAGCAGCAUCAGCAGCAGCAGCAGCAGCAGCAGCAGCAGCAGCAGCAGCAGCAGCAGCAUCAUCCAAUUGUCACCCAGCAGACCAGGUCGCAGAACAGAACUACAUCUCUGAGCAACUCUGUGUGGGGGUCAGCAAACACCAGUUCCUGCACAAACUGGGCUUUAGAUUCAAGCAGCAUCUGGGGUGACACCCACAACUCCAACAUGGGCUUCUGGGAUGAGGCUGUUAAGGAGGCAAUCCAGCAGCCUCCACCCACCAGGAAAGGCAAUACACAGAAAAACAAGGGCAAUGCCAACCUCAGUAAUUCUGCAAGUGGGCGAGCAAACAAGAAGGUGGGAGAGGAAGAGAAGCUGCUCAAGCUGUUCCAAGGCAUCAACAAGAGCCACCAGGACACUUUCAUGCAGUGGUGUGAACACACACUGCACAGCCUCAACACGGCCAACAAUCUGGAUGUUCCCACGUUUGCAUCCUUCCUGAAAGAAGUGGACUCUCCGUAUGAGGUGCACGACUACGUCAGGGCCUACCUGGGGGAUACGCCCGAGGCCAAGGACUUUGCCAAGCAGUUCCUGGAGCGUCGUGCCAAACAGAACGCCAAUCAACAAAAGCAGGUGCCGCCUUCGCAAGCCAACCAACCACUGGCCCUCAAACAACAGCAGGAUUCUGUGUGGGGUGAAACAGGAUCAUCUACGCCCUACCAGGCCAACCAUACGAGUGGCCAGCAGCAGCAGCAACAACGCUUUGAGGCCGUCACCUCAGGGAAGAAGAAAAAGAAACAGAAGAUGGUCCGUGCGGAUCCAAGCCUUCUAGGUUUUUCUGUCAAUGCAUCAUCUGAGAGAUUGAACAUGGGAGAGAUUGAGACUCUGGAGGAUAACUAAAGGGGGUUGCAGCCAAGCCAACAGCCAAGACUGACUAUCUGUUUUGAACAGCAGCUGUUUCAACCCCCCAAAACCCUACCCAGCCUCACUCCGCCCCACUCUUGACAGCUGUCUCAUGCAGUAUUUCACAUGGGUUAAUAUUGCCACAAUCAAUGGAAGAAACCUUUUUAGUCUUACGUGACUCUUUGGAAGAAAUGGAAUGGCAACGUCAACGCCUGCAAAAGCAUCAACCUCCUUUUCCCCCCCAAUUUGGCCUCUUUUUUUCAGUGUGGGUGGGAUGUUUGACAGGUAUUGGGAAAAAAUGUAUGAGAUUAUAUGCAUCUUUUUUUUGUUGUUGUGGUUUUUAUUUAUUACACUCUCAUUGCCCAAUCCCCAUUUCUCUACUCCCCCAAGACAAUGCUGGUUGUUCAUGGUGAAAGAUGGCAAAGUUGAACCCAAGGAUCGGUGCCUACUUUUUAAUGUCCUGUUUUAAGGACAGGUUCAAAAGUCCCGAGUAGUUAUCUAUUUCUUGUAAAAUACUAGGCUGUUUAAAAAUAAUAAUAAAAAAUUCAACUUGCA
This is a messenger RNA of Entelurus aequoreus (snake pipefish), 5058 nucleotides long. It is a transcript of the gene gigyf2, whose product is annotated as GRB10 interacting GYF protein 2. Gene Ontology annotation, cellular component: vesicle; proximal dendrite; membrane. The transcript has 29 exons. The record is from RefSeq and is a predicted model, not a curated record. Lineage: Eukaryota; Metazoa; Chordata; Actinopteri; Syngnathiformes; Syngnathidae. Gene Ontology annotation, molecular function: protein binding. Gene Ontology annotation, biological process: insulin-like growth factor receptor signaling pathway. The coding region runs from base 367 to 4500 and encodes 1377 amino acids.